AAACUCUGAUACGAGAUCGCCGUGCCUAGGGCUUUCUUUUUGGUGUCCUCUACCUCUCUCGGCUCUCGAGCUUGAAUCCUCUAAUCGCCAACACCGUUCGCAAAAAUUUCAGGUUUUGUUUUGGCUUGUAGGCGCCUUUCAAUUUCAUAAAACAUGGCGGAGAUACAAACAAAUGGAAGGGCGUAUGAGUCACUAUUGGAAAAGGUUCUUUCAAUGAACAUUCUUUCUUCUGACUAUUUCAAAGAGCUCUAUGGUUUAAAGACUUAUCAUGAGGUAAUUGAUGAAAUCUACAACCAAGUUAAUCAUGUGGAGCCGUGGAUGGGUGGAAACUGCCGUGGUCCUUCAUCAGCUUAUUGUCUUCUCUACAAAUUCUUUACCAUGAAACUUACAGUGAAGCAGAUGCAUGGGCUGUUGAAGCACACAGAUUCUCCUUAUAUUAGAGCGGUUGGAUUCCUUUAUUUAAGAUAUGUUGCAGAUUCAAAGACGUUGUGGACAUGGUAUGAACCAUACAUUAACGACGAUGAGGAGUUUUCACCAGGAUCAAAUGGACGGAUGACGACAAUGGGUGUUUAUAUACGUGAUUUGCUGCUUGGACUGUACUACUUUGAUACAUUGUUUCCUCGGAUACCUGUCCCUGUCAUGCGCCAGAUUGUAUCAAACCUGGAGAAGAUGAAUUUGCCAACUAAACCUUCUGGUUCAACGGGAGACAUGAGUCGUGGCUCUGAAGACACUGCCCGUCGUCCACCAUCAGUAAAAGCAUCUCUUUCUGUUUCAUUUGGUCAGCGUGCACCUCACCGCGCUUCCACCAGAGGGUCUUCUCCUGUUCGCCGUCCUCCACCGUCUGGUUAUGACAGAAAUGGAGGCGAUGAGCUACAACAGCGGUCCCCACGUAGGAGCCAGAGCCGAGACUAUUAUUCUGACAGAGACUCAGAUAGACAGCGGGAGAAAGACCGCGAAAGGGACAGAGAGAGAGACAGGGAGAGGGAGAGAGAUAGGGAAAGAGAUAGGGAGAGAGAUAGAUACAGAGAAAGGGAGAGGGAUUAUGGUAAUGAUAGGAGAUCAAGGCGUGACUAUGAAAGUAGAAGUAGACGCAGUGAUUACGAUGAUGAUAGAAGCAGACAUGACCGGAGAAGCAGGAGCAGAAGCCGAAGUAGGAGCAGGAGUGUGCAAAUCGAGCGUGAACCAACUCCAAGAAGAGAUAGUAUCAUCAACAAGGAGAAAGCUGUGACUGUGAACAGCAAUCUUGCAAAGCUAAAAGAUUUAUAUGGAGACGCUACUAGUAGUCAAAAAGGUGAUCAAGGAAUUGGAACAAGAAGGGAUUCGAGUUCAGAAGAAGUGAUUAAGCUUGGUGGUUCCUCUUGGAGGUGAAAAACUAAAAACAAAACUGUGGAUUUGAAAAUGCUUCCUUCUAUUUUGUAGGAUGAUGCAUCUUGUUUUUACACUGUACUGUUUUGAUUUCGAGCAAAACCAUUUGUUAUAUGCCUGAAGUUACAGUUUUAGAAUUGAUCUUUGUGCUGUGUCUUUUUAGCUCUUACAUAUUAUGUAUUAUUUCCCUUUAAAAUUAUUUGUUAUUUUUAAA
This is a messenger RNA of Capsella rubella, 1579 nucleotides long. RefSeq names its product pre-mRNA splicing factor SR-like 1. The record is from RefSeq and is a predicted model, not a curated record. The coding region runs from base 154 to 1368 and encodes 404 amino acids. The transcript has 5 exons. Gene Ontology annotation, cellular component: precatalytic spliceosome. NCBI's taxonomy places the organism in Eukaryota, Viridiplantae, Streptophyta, Magnoliopsida, Brassicales, Brassicaceae.